AUGUCGUCAACCAAGCAGUCGCAAACGGGCAGCAUCCCAAUAUUCGCGCGAAUCCUUGAACACACCGGCCUACGAACCCUGUAUCACUCAUCCAUCGACGUCAAACUCCUCUGUAUCCAGCCUGGUGUGCGUCUCUUUGCCUAUGGUGCGUAUACGCUGGUCCUGGUGUCUUUCUGGCGGGAGCUGGACAUUUCGCAGAACUAUAUCGAGCUGUUCAUGACCUUGACACUCUUUGACGAUGUGGGCAUUAGCUUUGUGCUCGCCUGCUUCGCGGACGGCAUCGGGCGCAAUGGCAACGAGAUUGAGCCGGUCCGUGCGGUCGAGGAGAGUACAAUUGCGCACAUCGUCACGCCCAAGCAGAGGGGUGAUAUCUACGCCUGA
Messenger RNA from Emericellopsis cladophorae, 381 nucleotides. RefSeq lists its product as uncharacterized. Bases 1 to 381 code for a protein of 126 amino acids. The record is from RefSeq and is a predicted model, not a curated record. NCBI's taxonomy places the organism in Eukaryota, Fungi, Ascomycota, Sordariomycetes, Hypocreales, Bionectriaceae. The transcript has 2 exons. Gene Ontology annotation, cellular component: fungal-type vacuole membrane.